GUAUGUAUUCUUCUCCCUCAGGGUUGUAACAAAGCUUUGAUGAAGUUGAGACUGAAGAAGACGGCAGUAGACGACAUCUCUGACAGUUUGCGUCAGGCCGGGGGAAAACUCAACUUCGAUGAACUGCGCCAGGAUCUGAAAGGGAAGGGCCACACAGACGCAGAGAUUCAGGCCAUCUUUGCCAAGUACGAUCACGAUGGAGACCAGGAGCUGACGGAGAACGAACACCAGCAGAUGAGAGACGACCUGGAGAAAGAGAGAGAGGACUUGGAUCUGGAACGCAAUUCGCUGACGAGAGCCACCAGUGGGCGGAGCUUCCCUCGCACUCAGGACGACUCGGAGGAAGACGAUGACGAGGACAGCGGCCACAGCUCGCGACGCCGCGGCAGCAGCUCCGGGGGGGUCUCCUACGAAGAGUUUCAAGUGUAUGGAGCUUUUAUUAUCAUUGUACAGUAACUUCAUGCAUGUGAC
Notothenia coriiceps (black rockcod) is the source of this 471-nucleotide messenger RNA. RefSeq names its product polycystin-2-like. Bases 40 to 456 code for a protein of 138 amino acids. Lineage: Eukaryota; Metazoa; Chordata; Actinopteri; Perciformes; Nototheniidae. Gene Ontology annotation, molecular function: calcium ion binding. The record is from RefSeq and is a predicted model, not a curated record. The transcript is spliced from 3 exons.